AUGCAAAGGGACGCGCAAACUAACACGCGCUCCCUCCUCUCAAACCUGGAGCAUUUACGCGACUCUCUCUCCGACCGCGUAGAGCAACUCAGCACGGCCGUCGAGCGCCUCCGCACACAGGCAACAGAGAUUGAGGCCGCAGUUACUGGCUCUUCUUCCUCCCGCCCAUCACACACCACCCGUCUUCCCCUUAGCGACCCAGUAAUCGAACUCACCACCGCCAUGAGUAGCCUAAGCGUCCAAGGCCGUGGACUCGCACCCACCAACCUUGCGCGAGUUGCCGCCGCCCCGAAACCAAUCGUUGUGCAUGGGCCCGAGCGCCACGACUCGGACGAAGAAGCCCAAGAACCACCCACUGAUCAGCCUACUUCAAUCCCCGAUGUCUUUUUGGGGGAAGGUGACGGGGAAGGUGAAGAGGUGACGCCACCCGAACGCUGGGACUGGCGGGUACACACGCCACGCCCGCAGGGCCUCACCACGCGCGGCGUACUCGUGCGUGUUCGCGAGGGAGCCAAUGCGGAGACGGCUCAAAGGCCUGCUGAUCGGGAGAGGGGAGAUCGGGACCGCGAUCGUGAUCGUGAGCGCGACGCUCGCGAGGCCGAGCGCCUCGACCGCGCCAUCGCGCGCUACCAGCGUCGGCACGACGAGUCCCAGCGCGAGUUCCACAAUGCCUGGGAAACCGAACGCACGCGUGCCGUUGGUGGCGGACGCGUACCUAACGAACAUAGCACGGCUCGCGCAGACGCACUCCGCCGCCACGUCGACAACGCCCACCGCCUCUGGCACCUGAUGCAUCAGCGGGCGCGCCUGGCCGUUCCUCCAACCGAACCCGAUGCGCCCCUCGAAAUGCGCCACCUCCUCGGCACCCCGAGCUUCCGGCGUGGUCCGCUUCGCCCGCGCCAACGUCCACCCCGUCCCGUACCGGUGUGGCCCAGUCGGCAGGACCGCGACGAAUUAUUCAACGAGUACUACCGCGACUUUACGUACGAUGGCGAGAGCGACGAGGAAGAGUUGGCGACGCAGCGAUCGCAGGUGCUUGAGCGGCUUGAACGCGUCCGCGCCUCAGCCCAGUCGCUCGCUUCUGGCGAAGACCGCUUGCGCGACCUGAGCGACCGCGUUGCCGAGCGCGCCCGUGGCGCGGCCCAGGUCACUGACCAGAGCCGCGAGCUGGAGGCACGCACCGACGAGAUGACGGCUGCCACGCGCCAGCUGCACGUCAGCGCCAACGAGUUGGCCGCAGCUGCCCGCCAGCUCGGUGUGGGCGGGCAACGCGAGCCCUUUAGUGACCUUACCCCUCGCGUUCGUGUCCCGUUUGCGCACAGGAUCCGGGACGACCGCGACCCUGUGGCUCCUUGGCGUGCGAGGUCCCCCCUCGUUCCCCGCACGCUCGAGAGGGUCGAGGAUGCUCACAGCGAGCGGCGUGCCAACAAUCUGGACAGUCUGGAGCCCAGACUCACCUCGAUUGAGAGUGAGCGCGCUGGCCUCCGUGCGACAAUGAUCAGUGAUUACCGCCUCUCUCACUUUGACAACCUCGAGGAAGCUGCGCGUCGCCGAUCUCUGCUCGACUAUUUCGAUCGCCGCCUGGACCAGAUCGCUGCCUCGACUGGCCGCCGCGCCGAAGAGGACCCUGGGGACGUUAACCGCCGCGCCCUCCUCACGACCAUGAACUCGACGUUGGCGCGCUUGAACGAGGCGGCGCGCCGUCCGUUGGGCCUGCGCAGCGAUAACGAGGACGUGCUCGAGCGCGUGGAGCGGGCGCGGGAGCGGGUUGCAGAGCUGUCGCGUAUCCAGCGUGACCUGGAGGCCGUAAGAUUGGGCAUGCGGCGCGGGAGCGACGCAACGGUCGUGCCUCCCGACUGGACGCCGGGCCAGCGCGGCGAACGGAACGAGCGGAGAGAGGAGAUGCGGAUCGGUCGGGAAGAGGAGACUAACGAGCACAGAGAAGAGAUGAGCGAGAGUGUGCUCCGCGUCAUCGCCGUUGUAGGGAGCGACCAGAGCGAGAGCGAGAGCGAAAGCGAAGUUGAGGUGGACGUGGCAACCCUCGCUGUCUUUAUAGACAGCUCGAGAGCCACCGGAGAUAUCCCAGAACCCGUCGCUAGCGAGCAGCGCGACCUCCCCGAGGCGACCGACGACGAGGAUAAGGAGACGGGUACCCUGUCCGCCGAUACGUGGCCUGAGGGACCGAGCCGCGCGCCUCCGCGGCCAUAUGUCUCCCUCCUCGAUCUGUAA
Molecule: messenger RNA, 2229 nt
Organism: Cutaneotrichosporon cavernicola
Lineage: Eukaryota; Fungi; Basidiomycota; Tremellomycetes; Trichosporonales; Trichosporonaceae
Exons: 1
Coding region: 1-2229 (742 amino acids)
Source: RefSeq, a predicted model, not a curated record